AGCUGCUGUUACAUCUACACUUUGCUUAAAACAACCCUCAUCAGAUUUAGCUUCAUCUUUGCGCGCAGUCGGUGCCAACUAAAGUGGGACAGUUUUUGCCGUUUGGGAACAGGAGAAAUUGGCCCAGAGUAUAUUCCAUAGAAACCAACGGUGAAUUUAUAGGGGAGCAUGAACGGAAAGAAUGGCGCGUACAAAGUCACCGUACCAAGCAUAUACCCAGAGAAACCCAAAGAGCUGGAGGAACGGGGACACUGGGGGACCAAAGCCGAGUUCAUCCUGACUGUCAUGGGCGCCGUCAUCGGACCCGGGAAUAUAUGGAGGUUCCCCUACUUGUGCUACAGGAACGGCGGAGGUGUGUUCUUCAUCCCAUACACCUUGUUUAUGUUGACAUGUGGGAUCCCGCUGUUCUUCCUUGAGACUGCUUUAGGACAAUACACCAGCCAGGGAGGAAUCACAUGCUGGAGGAAGAUUUGUCCGCUUUUCCAAGGCAUGGGCUAUGCCAGUCACUUAAUCAUCGCAUUCAGUGCAACCUCCUAUGUCACCAUCAUGGCAUGGGCGUUCUUUUACUUGUUCUCAUCCUUCAGUAAAGAUUUGCCUUGGGCCUCAUGUGGACACUACUGGAACACAGACUCAUGCUUGGACCUCAACCAUCCAAAUCUGAGCCUCAGCAUGACAUCCAGACUGAACACCACUCUUCCUGUUGUGGAGUUCUGGCAGCGCCGGGUUUUGAAAAUCUCUAGUGGUAUCGAGGAGGUGGGCAGUCUGAGGUGGGAGCUGGUCUUGUGUCUAAUCCUGACCUGGGUCAUUUGCUAUUUCUGCGUUUGGAAGGGCAUCAAGUCCACAGGAAAGGCUGCCUUCUUCACAGCCACCUUCCCCUUCAUUAUGCUGUUGGUUUUGCUCAUACGUGGCGUUACCCUACCGGGGGCAAUUGAUGGGAUCAUUUACUACCUCUACCCUGAUAUCUCUCGCCUGUCAGAUCCCCAGGUGUGGAUGGAUGCUGGUACUCAGAUCUUCUUUUCUUAUGCCAUUGGCCUUGGGUUCCUAACUUCUCUUGGGAGUUACAACACUUACAACAAUGACUGUUACAGGGACUGUUUCUACCUGUGUCUGCUGAACAGUGCAACCAGCAUCGUGGCAGGCUUCGCCAUUUUCUCUGUUUUGGGUUUCAUGACAUACGAACAAGGAGUGGAUAUAUCUGAGGUGGCAGAAUCCGGCCCAGGGUUGGCUUUCAUUGUCUACCCACGAGCAGUAGCCAUGAUGCCCGUACCUCAGGUGUGGUCAGUGUGUUUCUUCAUCAUGAUCAUUCUGCUUGGACUGGAUAGUCAGUUUGUUGGUCUGGAGUGCUUGAUGACAUCACUGGUUGACCUGUUCCCAACUUACCUGCGUCAAGGCUACAGACGUGAGCUGCUUCUGCUGGCUAUAUGCUGUACCUGCUGUUUGCUGGGACUCUCACUGGUCACUGAGGGUGGGAUGUACCUGCUCCAGCUGUUGGAUCAUCAUGUCUGCAGUGGCACCACCCUGCUCCUCCUCUCCUUAUGUCAGUCGGUCAGCAUUGGCUGGGUCUAUGGUCCUGACCGUUUCUAUGACAACAUCACAGACAUGAUUGGUUAUCGUCCAUACCCAUUCAUGAAAUACUGCUGGCGCUACACUACCCCCCUCUUCUGUUUUGGCACCUUCAUCUUCUCUAUUGUCAAAUACUCCCCACUGAAGUUCAGUAACAGUUACGUUUAUCCACUCUGGGCCAACAUCUUGGGCUGGUUCAUUGCCACGGUCUCCCUCUCGCUCAUCCCACUUUUUGUGUUUCAUAAAAUGAUGCAGGGAAAAGGCACUCUUCGACAGCGUUUCUUGUUGCUCUGUCAGCCUGUGGACGACCUCCCCUUGGAUCAGAAAUGCCCUCCUGCACUGGGAACCAAUGGCACCACUGCCCACACAGAGCUCAAACCUUUAUCCCACACUGGGGAAGAAACACAGUGAGCACAGUCAGAUUGGUCAGCUGGGAGGUGUACUGUGCAUUUGUGUGUGGUCUUGUGGGCUCAUAUUCAUCACAUUAAGAGUCAGACAUGAGAAUGCUCCAAAAAGAGACAAUGAAGGAGUAAAGAAAUGAUAUUGGUUCCUCUUGAGUAUUGUAAAGUAAUUCCAAAACAUGUCUCUUAGUGUGCUUUCUUGCCUCUGAAUCUUCUGGAGUUCCCUUAAAGACUUAUUUUUAUACAAAUCUGACAAACAGCUUUAAUUUUUAAGUUUUUGAGUAGGUGCAAAGGUGAAGGAUUUUUACUUUGAACUUUUUUUUAUUUUUUAUCAAUCUUUAAUUAAUUCCAAAAUUUUACUUUAACCAGUUAUAAUAUGAGCUCUGGACUCAUUGCCACAGGUGGUUUAACUUUUUCUUUUAAAAAAUAUUAUUUUGCAGGGAUAAUGAAAUUGUCUCAUAUUGUUGUGCAGCUGUAUAUCAUCAUCAUUUAAAGUGUACACAUGCUAAUAUUACGAAGGUCAGUUUGCUAAUCACUGACGUGUUUUUUUGAAUGACUUUCCUCUUCUUUGCUACAUCUAAAAGGAACGUUUAAAAAAAAAAAAACACUAAUGGGCCUUACGGCACAGUGUCCGUUUUCAUUCUUUGAUGACGUCUAUGAGGAAAGGGUGCACAGAGUGCAUCACAGACUAUCCCAGGAUAGUGUCCCUUCUCCUUCCAACUUGCUCUCCAUUCUUCAACCAUGUUGAUUUAUUCUUUUCCCGUUGCCACAUUAUCAGAUGCCCCUCUUGGGCACAAUGAAUGCUGGAUGUCUGGACACAAGUGCAGACGAAAUUCAUGAGAGGACACAAGGUGUGAUGUUGAUGAGAACUUGUGGCCAAAUGCAGAAGACAGGAUUGGCUAACCCUGUUGUAUCUCUAUUUAUGCAACCUUCCUCUACAAGUUUGUUAAUGUGUAUAGUUUUAUAUUGUAAUUACUUUGAUGUUGGUGCCUUUGUCCAAUUACUCAAAUAAUGGCUGAAAAUAAAGCCUGUUGGAGCAUAUUGCAGCAGUUCUGAUCCAUAACUGUGAUAUACUGUAUAUCGUGACAAAGCAAAUUCCAUGCAAUAAAGAAGUGACCUUGUUGU
Seriola aureovittata is the source of this 3089-nucleotide messenger RNA. Its product is annotated as sodium- and chloride-dependent GABA transporter 2-like. The record is from RefSeq and is a predicted model, not a curated record. The coding region runs from base 169 to 1974 and encodes 601 amino acids. The transcript has 14 exons. NCBI's taxonomy places the organism in Eukaryota, Metazoa, Chordata, Actinopteri, Carangiformes, Carangidae. Gene Ontology annotation, cellular component: membrane. Gene Ontology annotation, biological process: sodium ion transmembrane transport.